Molecule: messenger RNA, 1464 nt
Organism: Epinephelus moara (kelp grouper)
Lineage: Eukaryota; Metazoa; Chordata; Actinopteri; Perciformes; Serranidae
Product: protein ENL-like
Exons: 7
Coding region: 195-758 (187 amino acids)
Biological process (GO): regulation of DNA-templated transcription
Cellular component (GO): super elongation complex
Source: RefSeq, a predicted model, not a curated record
GGCGACUGGCACUGUUAGUCUUCCAUAGAGGAAGUUGGUGUAGUCAGAGAAGAGUAGAAACAGUAGUCAAAGCUACGGUGUUUUCUGCUGUAUUCACAGGUGAGAAGCAGUCGUCUGGAAGCGGAGGGGGCCGAGGGGAGCUCCAGGCUGGAUUGAAGAGAAGAGGCUGGGGCAGCACAUACUGCCAAAGAAACAUGGACCCCAAGCGUGAAGUUCAGGUGAAUCUGGUGUUGGGCCACAGAGUCCAACUAAGAGAGAAAGAAGCAUCAGAAGACUCAACCCACAACCUGACUGUUUUUGUCAGAGGGUCACAGACUGUGAACAUCAAGCACUUUGUAGAAAAAGUUGUCUUCCACCUGCCUAAGAGCUACCCCGAACCCAAGAGAGUGUGCAGGGAGCCUCCAUACGAAGUGGUGGUGAUGGGCUCUGCAGGCUUCCUCAUGCAUAUUGAGGUUUUCUUCCAGAACAAGGAGCAGCCAAAAAAGGUGUGUUUCAAGUACAACCUAAUCCUUGAGCCCGAGGGUGACCACCUGCGCAGUGAGACGCUCACGUUCAACAACCCCGCAAAAGACUUUAGGAGAAAGCUGACCAAAGCUGGAGGGGUAAUAGUGGUUCCACAGGAGACUGAGGCUGCAUCAAGGUCCAGUCCAGACUCCUCAAUACCCCCAACGAAGAAGAUCAAGACCUCUCAUGUGACAGAGGAACCCAGCAAAGAUGGAAGCGAUGGCAGCAUCCACGCCGACACAGGAGCACUGUGAACGGCCUGAAAAGACUCUGAGAGCAAAGCUACUCAAAAGCAGACAACAGAGGUGGAAGCAGCAAGAGCUGUUGUUUUUGUCUAGAACGUGCACGCACAGGCUGAGCUACAACAUUUCUCAAUGAUCAUUUGCAAAUACUGUGUCAAGCCAUUCUCUACAUGUGACUGUUCUACACUGAACUCCUGUCUGCUGAGUGGAUAAGUCAGUAUUGUUUGGGGGGAACCACUAAUAAUAGUACAACUAGAAUAUCUGAAGAAGCUUUGUAUGUGCCUACAGACUGCUGCUCCACAUUUGCCUAAAAAAAAUUGUUUUUAGCUGCAAUCUGUUUGAUGGAUGAGAUGCAUCAUCCAGAAUUUGUUGCAGCAUAUUUGACUCACUUCAGACACAGUUUGUAGAGAAGCAGGGUGGCCAGAUGUAUAAUGCAGCCUGUCCUGGACUGACAAACCAGUUGUGUCUGCAGAUAUGCUGAAUAUGAAGUCUUGAGAGUUUCCCCCCCCCCCCAAAUUGUUUAUUAAAUGUAUUUAAUGUUUGCUCAGGUUUUUAUUACAUCUUCCAAUGCAGGAUACAGUGACUGAAGAAUUUUUGUUAUCAAGUGAAAGUGAUGUACUGUAAUAUCUACUGAACAUUCUUGAUUUUUUUUCAUGAAUUGUAUUUGUUGGUAAGUUUUAAGUUUGUUCUUUUUCUAUAAUAAAACUCUAUGAUGUGU